UUCAGUGUUCUAGCCAUUGAAGGGAAGGUCAGAAAUCCUUCUACACGCGCGCAUCAUGUGGCGGUAACGCGGGCUGCAAUGAAAACCCAGAACAAGAACACAAAAGACAGCUAGCGGCCCUAUUAUGUUGCUGUGCGCGGGCCACCCAUACGGCCAAAACACGCAGAUCCCGCGCUCAGUGACGCAUGGUAUAAAGAACCACCUCAAGUACAGAUCGGCAUUCGCAUUCAGUGAAGCCACUCUCGGAGUUCACCCAUUCAGCAUGGCAGAACGCCACAAUCCUUCGCAACUGGACGUACAUAUCGAACAUCUGGAAGGAGAAUUCGCGCCGCAAUUGAUGUACGAAGAAGACUCACUGAUCACAGUGUCAGCGUCAGCGCCUGCGAUCCCAGCCCAACCAGGUCAUGAAACGACUGAGGAUUGGAACAUGGAACAAUGGUUUGCGGGCCUACCUUCUGGAGAUUUGCUACUGGACUAUGACCUCCCGAUGUUAUUUGACGAGCCGAUAGACGUGGAUGUCAAUGGUGAAGAGUUUCUGGCCGCCUUCACACAAGCGAUAAUGGAGGCGCCGCCACUUGGUGGCCGUGCCAUACGAUUCUGUGCAGUCUGGGCAGGCAGCACUGUCGGAGUCCGAGUUGGGACUGCAGCAGUUCCUCAAGAGUUUCCAGAGCUCUACGGCGACGUCAGACUCCGACCUUCCGUAUAUGCUGGAUCUACCCAGUAUUGGCACGUCCGCUGACGUCCUCCAGCAAACAACUGUGGACCAGAAUGGAGGACAGCAUGACUGAGGAAACGGACGCGCGAAUUUGAAGAUACAGUAUCCGCCCUCGUCGACGUGUCGACGGACUCCUCACAAAGCCCAAGUUGCACGUUUUCCGUCUCCAGGGCGGUGAUGUGCCAUCCUGCGCCACAAUUAACAUUGUACUUUUUGAUUUCGCAUUUUACAUACCGAGGAUGUAAUAUGCAGAUGCUUCUUCGCU
Fomitopsis serialis is the source of this 980-nucleotide messenger RNA. RefSeq lists its product as uncharacterized. The transcript has 3 exons. The record is from RefSeq and is a predicted model, not a curated record. Lineage: Eukaryota; Fungi; Basidiomycota; Agaricomycetes; Polyporales; Fomitopsidaceae. The coding region runs from base 125 to 739 and encodes 204 amino acids.